AUGGAAAAUUUGAUUGGGAGUGAUGAUGAUAAUGCAGAGUAUGAAGGGGAUGGAGAAUAUGAAGAGGGUAAUCAAGAGUAUGAAGAGGAUGAUGAAUCUCAAGAAAGUGAUCCAAAUUUUGAAGAGUAUGAUGAAUCUGAAAAUAGUGAUCCAGAGUAUGAAGAAGAUGAGAGACAAAUAGAAGAUGGAGAUCGUAUGGAUGACAUAAUGGAUGUUGACAACAAUAUACAGGAUGUGGAUGUGGACAUGGGAGACUUCACUCUCAAUGUUGAAAGUGAUGUGGAAGGUUCUUGUGUAAAUGUUGUUCAUGGGCAUGAACCUGAAGAUAUGGAAGUGAUUAACAAUGAGGAAUUUGAAUCUUUGGAUGAAGGAUUCGACCAAGAUAGAGAGAGAAGAGCUCUUAUCAAGAAUUUGAGAAAAGAAAAAAGGUGCAGUCUUGGGGCAGUACAUAAACAAUCUUUUUCAGUUGGAGAUAAAUUUAAUAGUAAAAAAGAAUUAAAGGAGUGUAGAGGUGUUGUACCUGUCACCAAUAAAGGCCAAGUGGGUAGUCAAGCUACCACUUCAAAAAGAAAGGGUAAAGAAUUAAAGACACAAAAAGUAACAUGUGGUUGGUACAUUCAUGCAUCUAGGUCAAAUCCUGAAUCCGACUGGUUGAUAAGGACCUUAAACCAAACUCACACAUGUUUGCAAACAAGGAAACUCAGGGCUUGUACUGCUUCUUUAAUCAGCAAGAAAAUCUUUGAUCAAGUUGAGGCGAAUCCAGAUAUACCUUUGAGAGCCAUACAAGAUCACUUUCAAAAUACCUACCAAGUAGGUGUUAGUAUGGACAAGGUGUUCAGGGCAAAGGAUAAGGCAAGAAAGCAUAUAACUGGGGACUACACAAAGCAGUAUGAACUGUUGAGGGACUAUGUUCUCGAACUUCAAGCCACCAACCCAGACACCACAGUGAAAAUAGAUGUAUGUUCUGAGCCUAACCCUGAUUCCCCAACUAGGCAGUUUAGAAGAAUUUAUGUGUGCUUGGGUCCACUGAAAAAAGGGUUCAAGGCAUGCCUUAGGGACUUAUUAGGUUUUGAUGGUGCCUUCAUGAAAGGACCAUUCCCUGGGCAAGUCCUUUCAGCAGUUGGUCUUGAUUCCAAUAAUGGAAUUUACCCAUUAGCAUAUGGGAUUGUUGAGUCUGAAAACACAGAAAGCUGGAAAUGGUUUUUAGAUAACCUUGGGGAUGACUUGGACCUUGGAAGAAACUCAAAUUUUACUUUCAUAAGUAACAGGCAAAAGGGUUUACAUACUGCAGUUGAGCAAAUUUUUCCCAAUGCUGAGCAUAGAUAUUGUAUCAGACAUAUUCAUGACAAUAUGAGGAAAAGAUGGAGGCAAACAGAGUACAGGGACCACUUAUGGAGGUGUGCAUCAGCUACCACCAUUCCUGAGUUUGAACAUUUGAUGAAGGAGUUUAGUCAGUAUGAUAAGGAGGCAUGCGAAUGGUUGAAGCAAAUUCCUCCUAAACAUUGGGCAAGGAGUCAUUUUUCAGGAAGAGCAGUUUCUGAUGUGUUGAUAUCAAAUAUGUGUGAAGUGUUUAAUGGGAAGAUAGAGAAAGGAAGGGAUAAACCUGUCAUUGGAUGUUUAGAAUUCAUAAGGGAGUAUCUAAUGAAGAGGAUAUGCAAUGUCAUGAAGGAAAUGAAAAAGGCUAAAGGUCCACUAACACCCACAGCAACAGACAUCCUAACUGCAAGAAAAAAAACAGUUGCUUCACAAUACAUUGCUAGGUGGAAUGGGGGAGACAAGUAUCAAGUCACAGGAGCUUUGCAAGAUCAACAUGUGGUUGAUGUUAGGAACAAAACAUGCACUUGCAGAAAAUGGGAAUUAAUUGGAAUUCCAUGCAGACAUGCAAUUGCAACUCUGAAUGAGAUGAGUAAAGACCCAGAGGCUGAGCUUGACAUUUACAAAUGGGUUCACAAGGUGUAUUUUCUAGAGACAUGGAAAAAGGCUUAUUCUUUUAAGGUGGAGCCAAUUAAGGGUAGAUCCAUGUGGCCCAAAAGUGAAUGUCCCACAAAGCUAAUCCCUCAUCCACAUCGCACUCAGGUGGGAAGGCCUAAGAAAAAGAGAAGACAAAGUGAGGGUGAAAGGUUAAGCAAAAAGCAGAAGGGAAGUCAAGGUGAUGGAGUGAAUGUUGCACAAGAAGGAGGUUCCCAAAAACCAACAAAUGAUGGAGUGCAGAAGCUAUCAAGGAAGCAUAUCAAUGUUACUUGUAGCAAAUGCAAGAACAAGGGACACAACUCUAGGACCUGUAAAGGGCAAGGUGGGAAUCAAUCCAACAAGUAA
This is a messenger RNA of Lactuca sativa (garden lettuce), 2316 nucleotides long. The record is from RefSeq and is a predicted model, not a curated record. Lineage: Eukaryota; Viridiplantae; Streptophyta; Magnoliopsida; Asterales; Asteraceae.